UUUUUCUUGAAACUGGAACGUGACUGCUCUAUGUGGACGGUGACUUGGUCUGUCGUAUAAAACCAGCAAGUUUCGGAGUAUUGGAUAUCAGAGUUCCAGUCCUGGGACUUGGAGAGAACUAGGGGAUCUCGACUUCGCUGAGAGAAAGAGAGAGAAACAACCAAGGAAACUGUCAGAGGCUCAGGAAGAACUCAGAAAUAGGCGCGGAGAGAACGCAGAGAUCUUGGUGCUUCAGUUUCUCAUUCUCUAACUCAGCACCAAGGACAGCGACUAAACACACAGCUACAAUCUGAAGCAACAACGUAAUAUCUGGAUCCGACGCAAUGGUGAUUCGGCUCAGCUCCCACGUCCUGACGCUUUUCGCUCUUCUGAAUGUGUUCUGCUCCCGCACAUCGGGGUUCCCGGCGCUUGGAACCUAUUCCCACCUGAGGCUGGGAAAUGCUGUUGGGUUCGAUGGACAGUCCAGUGAGGAUCAGUCGCAAUCACCAGUGAAAGCUGAUAGUGACAUUUACCAAAACCCAUUGUCAGACAGUGACAAACUCUAUUACCAGUUGUCCGCAAGCAUUCCAAGAGCAACACGACAUGCAGAUGCACUUUUCACCAGUGGCUACAGCAAGCUGCUUGGCCAAUUAUCUGCCAGGAGAUAUCUGGAAUCACUGAUGGGGAAGAGAGUCAGCACCCAGGAUGAGCAGAAUCCAGUCAAACGUCACUCUGAUGCUGUCUUCACUGACAAUUACAGCCGAAUCCGGAAACAGAUGGCAUUGAAAAAAUACAUCAAUGGCUUACUGGCUGGCAAGAGAAGCCAAGAAGAACUAAGCUCAGCUAAUCUCUCAGACAACCCCCCGCUUGUUGAGAAUUAUGACAGUGUGAUGGUUGACGAGUUUUUGAGUCAGCAUCCAGCUUUGAAUCUCUGAAGACCUCUGACUUAUUGAGCUGAAAACUACGCACAGCCAUUUUCCUUUAUUAAUCAGGAGUGAACGUGUGAAACUCCAAAGCUAGUAUGUUGUGUAGUGAAAGUCUUGUAGUUCCUUGUAAAUGAGAGUCACUGUUCAUACAUUGUAAAUAACAUCCUUUUUUGGUCAACCUCUGUCUAAAAGUUGUAUAUAUCUGUUAGCUUUAGACUGACAAUGUUACUCUCCUAUACUGCCCUAACCCCUAAUAAAUGUAUUGAAUGCAGCAUGUGAAAGUCACACUGUAUUAACUUGAAUUGUAAACAUACCCAUUACAUUCAAGGCUGUUAAUGAGUUAUCACCAUUGUCUUCACUUCUGGACUAUAAAUUUUGAAUUAUAUCUCUGAUGUAUCAAGUCGUA
Messenger RNA from Rhincodon typus (whale shark), 1311 nucleotides. It is a transcript of the gene vipb, whose product is annotated as vasoactive intestinal peptide b. Gene Ontology annotation, molecular function: neuropeptide hormone activity; peptide hormone receptor binding. The transcript is spliced from 7 exons. The coding region runs from base 324 to 914 and encodes 196 amino acids. Gene Ontology annotation, cellular component: perikaryon; extracellular region; neuron projection. The record is from RefSeq and is a predicted model, not a curated record. Gene Ontology annotation, biological process: phospholipase C-activating G protein-coupled receptor signaling pathway; regulation of protein localization; positive regulation of epinephrine secretion. Lineage: Eukaryota; Metazoa; Chordata; Chondrichthyes; Orectolobiformes; Rhincodontidae.